AUGAGGAAAGGGAUCGCAGUCGCAGACUCGGCGAGCAAUGACGCCGGCCGCGUAAAGCCCAAUAAAUCCGAAAAGACACGACGUUCAUGGUCACUAAGGGAGGAGGAACAGUUGAUUGCCGCAUUGAAGGAAAUAGUAGUUAAUGGAUGGAGAUCAGAUAAUGGCUUUAGAGCGGGUUAUCUUGCGAAACUUGAAGAAGCCAUGAAGAUUGCAUUUCCAGGGACUGAUCUCCAGGGUAUCCCACAUAUUCACUCAAAAAUCUCCAUGUGGAAGAGGAACUAUUACUCAUUGUCACUGAUGUUGAGGGAUAGCGGUAUUGGCUUUAAUGUCGAUGGAAAGUUUAUGAUUGAUUGCACUCUCGAACAAUGGGAUGAUAUUGUAAAGCGUGAUCCUUCUGCACGUGGGAUGAAAAAAAAAAGUUGGCCUCAUUUGGAAGAGUGGAAGGAGAUAUUUGGAAAGGAUCGAGCAACUGGGACAACAGCAGAAGAUGUUACUGAUGCAGUAGAUGAAAUGAGGAACAUUGUUGAAGACGACGAGAAUGAUGGAGCGUAUGGUGAUUAUGUUCCUGUGUUUACUGCCGAUACAGAGACCGAGGGCCCCGCUGACAGUGUGUGUCAACCCGAGAAGGCAGAACGUGCUCCACGAGUCUCGGGUAAGAAGAGAAAAGCAAACGACGACGAUGAGAAAUGGUUCAAUCUGUUCAAAUAG
Salvia miltiorrhiza (redroot sage) is the source of this 708-nucleotide messenger RNA. RefSeq lists its product as uncharacterized. The transcript is spliced from 3 exons. The record is from RefSeq and is a predicted model, not a curated record. Bases 1 to 708 code for a protein of 235 amino acids. Lineage: Eukaryota; Viridiplantae; Streptophyta; Magnoliopsida; Lamiales; Lamiaceae.